AUGCCGGACCCCGCUUGGUGGAAAAGUUUAGAGUUGAUCACUGGUUACACAUACAUUGCAGCCUUGAACUUCCACGGGCUAGUCAAUGAGACGUUGCCGCCUAGUAUCGCGCGCGAGUUGAGAAGAGUGUACUUUUCAGCGAUAUCGUGGAUCGAUUCGUUAGUUAGCGUCGUUUUAAAUGAACUGGAACGCUUAGGGCUUUCCAAUGACACUGUUGUUUCUCUUCUCGGCGAUCACGGAUACCACCUCGGGGAGCACGGCAUUUGGACGAAGCAUACAAAUUUCGAGGUAGCCACGCAUGCGCCGAUGAUGGUUCGGAUACCCGGCCUCACCGACAACGGAAUCAUAACGGAUCGCCUAGUGGAAUUUGUGGACUUGUUUCCAACGCUUGUGGGCGCGGUCGGUUUACCGCCGGUUCCCGUCUGCCCCGAGAAUUCACAAAACAUGCUCACUUGUACGGAAGGUGUGAGCUUUAUGCCGCUGUUUCAUAACGCAACAAUUACGUGGAAACCCACUGUGUUUUCGCAGUACCCGCGCACAAUGCAACACGUACCCAUCAUGGGAUACUCACUGCGUUCGGAUCGUUACCGGUAUACGGAGUGGGUCGCAUUCUCGUAUCGGACCCACAAGCCAGAUUGGACCAGAAAUUACGGCACGGAACUGUAUGACCACCAAACGGACCCCGACGAGAACUACAACAUGGCGUCCGACCAAGCGUUUGCAGACCUGGUGAGAAGCCUGUCCACGCGUCUGCACGCAAGCUGGCGUCAAGCAAGUCCGUCCACGCAAGCCAGUCCGUCCAUCAAUAACCCAAGUAUAGUUGGGUGA
Messenger RNA from Dreissena polymorpha, 828 nucleotides. Its product is annotated as iduronate 2-sulfatase-like. The transcript has a single exon. Gene Ontology annotation, molecular function: iduronate-2-sulfatase activity. The record is from RefSeq and is a predicted model, not a curated record. The coding region runs from base 1 to 828 and encodes 275 amino acids. Lineage: Eukaryota; Metazoa; Mollusca; Bivalvia; Myida; Dreissenidae.